Messenger RNA from Mytilinidion resinicola, 911 nucleotides. Its product is annotated as alpha/beta-hydrolase. The record is from RefSeq and is a predicted model, not a curated record. The coding region runs from base 1 to 765 and encodes 254 amino acids. The transcript has 2 exons. NCBI's taxonomy places the organism in Eukaryota, Fungi, Ascomycota, Dothideomycetes, Mytilinidiales, Mytilinidiaceae.
AUGUCUUCCACAAACCCAACAAUCCUCAUAGUCCCCGGCUCGUUCUCACCCCCAUACUUCUACACUCCCAUCUCCGACUCCCUGCGCGCAGCUGGCUAUGACACCUACGUAGUCUCCCUCCCCUCAAUCGGCCGCAAGCCCGGCCCUGCGCCGACCAUGCUCGACGACGCCGCCUACAUCGCCGACGCGGUUACUAAAGUUGCCGACGAGGGCAAGGACAUCCUGCUCGUCGCACACUCCUACGGCGGAAUCCCCGCGACCCAAGCCGUCAAGGGCCUCGCAAAAGCGCAGAGAAAGCAAGCUGGAAAAACAGGCGGUAUCGUGCGACUGGCAUAUCUAAGCGCUCUCGCACCGCUGAUUGGCGGGACCGCAGGGACCGCAUCAGAGGGUACCCGGCUAACCUUUUCCACUUCAAAGGGCGCCUGGAUGUACCACGACAUCGCGCCUAGCGCGACCUUCAACUUCUCUGACUUGCCUGAAGCCGAGGGACAGGCGUGGGUGCGGAAGUUCGAGAAUCAUUCCGCGGUUACGUUUGCGGGCGAGCUGACGCAUCCGGGGUACGCGGACGUCGAGAUCUCGUGGUUGAUGUGUAAGGAGGAUAAGACGAUCCCGCCGAGCUUCCAGCAGGGGUUCAUUGAUGGGAUUGAGAAGGCGACUGGGAGGAAGGUGGUGGUUGAUGGGAUUGAGACGGGGCAUUGUCCGAAUGCGAGUGCGCCGGAGAAGGUGGUGGAGUGGAUUAAGAAGGCUGCGCAGGAGAAAGUGUGAGAGGUUGAUGAUGGCUGAGGUCGUGGAACAAGAUUCUUGUAGAACGUGGCGGUCUACUCGAGUAUUUGGCAGUGAACAAGGAGCGUCUGUUCUUCCUAUCUUCCCACUUGUCGCACUUUUACUAGUGCCCAUUCACUCCAAUCCUU